Molecule: messenger RNA, 1583 nt
Organism: Rana temporaria (common frog)
Lineage: Eukaryota; Metazoa; Chordata; Amphibia; Anura; Ranidae
Product: E3 ubiquitin-protein ligase DTX3L-like
Exons: 2
Coding region: 597-1568 (323 amino acids)
Biological process (GO): Notch signaling pathway; protein ubiquitination
Source: RefSeq, a predicted model, not a curated record
AGAGAGGAGGAUAGCCUGGCACAGAGAGGAGAGAGAAGAGGGCAGCCUGGCACAGAGAGGAGGAUAGCCUGGCACAGAGGGGAUAGAGAGGAGGGCAGCCUGGCACAGAGAGGAUAGAGAGGAGGGCAGCCUGGCACAGAGGGGAUAGAGAGGAGGGCAGCCUGGCACAGAGAGGAGGACAGCCUGGCACAGAGAGGAUAGAGAGGAGGGCAGCCUGGCACAGAGAGGAUAGAGAAGAGGGCAGCCUGGCACAGAGAGGAGGAUAGCCUGGCACAGAGAGGAUAGAGAAGAGGGCAGCCUGGCACAGAGAGGAGGACAGCCUGGCACAGAGAGGAUAGAGAGGAGGGCAGCCUGGCAGAGAGAGGAGGACAGCCUGGCACAGAGAGGAUAGCCUGGCAUAGAGAGGAGGAUAGCCUGGCAUAGAGAGGAGGAUAGCCUGGCACAGAGAGGAGGAUAGCCUGGCACAGAGAGGAGGAUAGCCUGGCACAGAGAGGAGGAUAGCCUGGCACAGAGAGGAGGAUAGCCUGGUACAGAUAUUAGGUGGAGCAGCAGAGACAGUCUUAGACAGAGUGAGAGGAACUUCUAAAGCAGGUCUAAUGUCUAGUAAAGGAGUUCUGGGAAAACCGGGAUAUGAUAUUGGGGAGGAGGGAUAUCCUGAUCAGGAGGAAGAGGAGAAAUUCAUGGACAGGGGACACCCCAUCCUGGUGAGAACUUUACCUUCAGAGAAAAAUUUAUCACUAAAACUGAUGAGAUAUUUUGGAUCCAAUUCGAAGUCUGGCGGAGGAGAGUGCGAAGUGACCCGGGUGGAUGGACAGACAUACUGCGCCGUCUUCCAGAAUCAGGAUGAUCCGAGAAGAGUUCUGGGAAGAGGAAACCAUGUCAUAGAGGUCACCGUGCCGGUGACGGUUCAUGAUAUCGGAAGAGAAGAUCUUGCCAGGAUCCGGCAGUUGUCCGGUGAUGAAGAGAGACUGAAGAUGUUGCAUCGAUUGGCCGUCAGAAUUCCCAGAAUUUCCCGAAGUGCUUCCUCUGUAGAGAAAAUGGACACCGGACGUUCCUCUGCCAUGGACACCGAUCGUUCCUCUGCCAUGGACACCGGACGUUCCUCCGCCAUGUACACCGAUCGUUCCUCUGCCAUGGACACCGGACGUUCCUCCGCCAUGGACACCGAUCGUUCCUCUGCCAAUACACAGAAAGUGGAAGAGCCAGACUUGUGUCCCAUCUGCCUGUGUGAGCCAGAAGAUAAGGUGAUAUUGGAGAAGUGUAAGCAUGCGUACUGUAAGGAAUGUCUUAGACGAGCCACGGCCAAGAAACCUGUGUGUGCGAUAUGUGGAGACGCGUAUGGGACAGUCACAGGAGACCAGCCUGAUGGAACUAUGAGUGUGCACACAAGCAAAUACCAACACCUACCGGGAUAUCCUGGGUGUGGAAUCAUAGAGAUCACCUAUGACAUCCCAUCGGGCACCCAGCAGGUGAGUGCAGACCUCAGAGGUAAUGAUAGACUUCUCCUGAGAGACAGGGAUGGAUUCCAUAGAGUUCUAGAGAUCCUUCAUUUUAUCCAUUCAGAGUAAAGUGAAUGAACCCCC